AUGAGGAAAAGAAAGAUCAUUGCAGAUCGAUACCUGGGAAGUCGGUUCGAUAAGGAGAAGCAUCGAAAGUACAACGCUCUGCUCUACACGCAUGACCUUGAUGGGGAGACGCCGAUUACCUUGUCAAAGAAUCCGAGGCGGACGGCCAAGGGAGAAGAAGCCUAUAAUGAGGUGAAGUUCCUGUACGGACUAGAGCUUAUCAACCAGCAAGAAUACCUCCCUACCUCGGCCUCACUCCUCGGAUCAUGCGCAGGCGGUUCAGAUGCCCAAGAGUUUGAGGACGCGGCAAAGUGGGAGAGGCUGGUGUACCAGCGGCACAACGCGCUGACAGCGUUCGCGUUCAACAUCGACCUGCUCGACCGGACGAAGCUGGACCAUAAGGAGGAUAAGACGAAGAGUGAUGAGGAUGGGAAGGCAAAGAUCAGCAGGCGCUACAAGAUCCACAGAGAGACGAGGCAGACGCUCAUUCGGCCGCUUGAGGCAGAUUUCACAUGGCUCGGCUUCCUACUCUACGUCGUCACUUUCCUGGCAAAGAGCUACACCCUCGUGAUCCAGAUCAUCACGAUCGCCGGGAUCUGUUCGGCAUCGUACUUCUGCCCUUUCAACAGAAACCCGCUGCUUCCAGUCACAGCUCCUCCUGCCAAGUACAGAGCCAGUCAGAUUUAUCAAUCCUUCAAUUACUUCCAGACCUAUGAUCGCCCGUGGGUGCCAUGGCUGAGGGAGAGCUGCAAGGGGGAGGAUGCAAACUGCAAGGAUCCAGGUUACGUCGUUCAGUGGCCGUACAUGCAAGUCACGAAGAAUGGCACUUCCAUGGUCGACAUUCCUCAGGAGCUCAUGGCGGCCGCCAGUUGCACUCUUAGGAACAACGACUGGAUUUUCGACCCCUUCCUCAAGAGGGUGCGCAGUGAGUUCUUGGACUGCUCGAAAAGAGACGGCAACGUGCCGUUCAAGGUGGAUGGGACCUGGUUCCACUGGAAGCCAAAGUACUACUACAGCAACCAUGCUGAGACACUGGCCUGCAAGAAAGAGGUGUUUAACUUUGACAGCCGCAUCGUGACAGAGGAGGUCAAGGUUCAACAGGAGCUGCUGAACUGCAUCGUGCAAACGAGCAUCGCUCAGUCAGACCUUUGCUCCUGCGACCAGUCGGGUUGGACCAAGCUGGAGAGGUUGAGGCGAGGACCUCAGUUUGUUGUCCGUCUCUUCUCGAACGACCAGAAUGCGAUCCAGAACGAGACAUUCAAGCCUGACUCGCUCUGUGGCGGAGACUCCGUCGCUGGGAAAUUCUGCAUGCAAGACAGUGACUGUAGUGGCAACAAGUGCAAAGCGGUGUACACGAGCCAGCGGCACAUCUCUGCAAACAACCUUUACGGUUGUUUCUUCGAGACUCCCGACGCUUUGGCUGUCAUGCAAAACAAAUUCUUUACCUGCGCCCCGGCUGGACCGUUUGACAAGCUCUUCGCGCCCGGAGGACAAGCUGAACGCCUCCGAGCUCUAACAACAGGAGUGACGUUGAGAACCUGGCUCCUUACGGUCUUCUUAAUCAAGGAGGGAAGCUUGAUUUCAGGCUUUGCUCUCUGGAUCAUUUUCUACUCUCUGAUUGCAAUCCUGGCAUUUGUGUUGGCGCCAUUCCUCAUGUACGACCUCGUGUAUUGUUUGAGGAUCUAUCUCCUUUCGCUGAGCGGGAGCAAGAACAAGAAGCAGAGGUUGAACUUCGUUCAGAUGUAUGACUGGUCACAGUUCAUGCUGGCUCUCAUGGACGCUGUCAACGACCAGGCAGAGAUCUUGUGGUCCAUGGUCACAAACUUCUCCACCACGUAUCCAGCUCUCUCUCCUCUCCUUGCCUUUGACAACCUCAACCCCCAACAGGCCUUGCUCUCUGGACGAGUCAACGCCUCCAUCAAGUCUCGUCUCUCAAGCACCAUGAAGGAUUUUGACCGCAAACUCACCGACAUUGCCAACACUAUUUACGAUCUCACCCUCCUUCUGAGUUUAGGAGGUGCUCCAGAUUCCACCAUCAUCAGUUCCUUGGUCCUCACGUUGACAAACUUGCUCUACACGAUGAACGUCGAAAAGGUGAAGCUGACGAGAAUUGUACGUCCUCUUGAAGACCUCAACGAUAACAGGCUGUCCAAGUUUGAGACUGCAUUGCUGCUGGUUAAGAUCAUGGAAGAUAUGCUCGACAGAGACAUCCAGUACAACUUCGUGCAGGUCUUCAAGGAGGGGCCGGACGCGACGCAAAACGAGAGGCUCAUCCCUUACAUCCCUCAAGAAUUCAUAGAAAAGGCGAAGGAGAUGCCGGAGGAGCCGGAGGAGAAUAAGAGCAUGAUGAUACAGCUCCACAACAAGAUCCAAAAGCUCCUGAUCUCCUUCAUCGGGGAUGGGAACGAGAAGAUCCCUCCCUACUGGCUCGAAAUGCCUGAGCUCCCACAGGACCUGAUAGACAAGUUUGGACACGACGGGGAGGGAUUUCAGGCACAGAAUCCCAACAGGACUGUGAUGAAGGACAGCAACAACGUCCUGAGCCUCUCCGACGAGGCGGGAGUCAAGGAGUUUCUCCAGAGGCUGCAGCCCUCCAUCGACAAGGUGAAGGCACUGGGAGCUCGCAAAGAGGAGCAGGCGCAGGAGGAUGCUCCGUGCUGUGUAGACCUCUUCCCCUCAUUGGAUGACGUGGAGGAGUCGAUCCGUGACGAGGAGGAGCUUCAUCGCAAGCCCAGGAUCUUGUUCUACGGGGAGUCGAACCUCCAGUCCGCGUUGGAACGUCAAGAUCAGAGAUCGCCAGAGGUGCCAACGGCGCCUGACACCCACAGGAUGCAUCAAGUCCAGCCUGCUACUCCCCAAGAGCAUCAAGAGAUCUCCUUCGUCGAAGCUCAGCCAGUCCUGCACCCUGCAGAUCUCGAGCUCCAGCUGCCUUCGGACGGCAAGGGCUCGGGCUACCUCUCAGCUCCUCGUCCUACUCAGGAGACUGACUCGCAAGACCAAGGAGACGCCUCUCCUCCUGCUGCCGAUGCUCAAGGUGGACAAGAGCCGGAGCCGGAUGCCGCCAUGGAGACGAACGAGUUGAGGCGAACUAGUGCCCUUAAUCUGAGGCGGACUCUGGCUUUGAUGCGGCAUGCUGCCUUCGUUCUCGUCCUUGCGCUAGGCUUCGAGGCUGUCGCCUGCUUCACGAUAGGAGGAGGAGGAGGAGGAGGAGGAGGGCCUUGUAGACAGCUGAGGAUCACCAGAGAGAGGGGAACGACGCCCGUGAGCUUGAGAGGAGGAGCCUGUGCAGCGAAGAUGGCAGCUCCGAAGGUGGACAUGCGGGAGCUUCUUGGAUGCUGCGUAUAUGCAUGUGAGAGGGCAGGACAGAUCAUUCGUGAUGUUGAGAAGAGGAGGGAGCAAGGAAAGCUUGCAGGUACCAUGUUGAAGGAUGCGCAUGAUUCCCGCAGCUACCUCACCGAGGCAGAUACCUCUGCUCAGAAGGAGAUCCUGAAGAUCCUGCGCAGCAGUUUCCCGCAGAUCUCGAUCGUUGCAGAGGAGGAGGAGGAGGAGGAGGAGCUGCAGGGGAUCGGAGGAGUUCCUCAAAAGUUCCUUCCGGUAGAGCUCCGCGAUGUGCCGGAACAGCUGACGUCAGUGCCCGCAGAGGACGUGUGUGUGUUCGUAGACCCUGUGGACGGCACCAAGGAGUUCGUGGAGGGAAGGCUCGAGGCGGUCCAGACUCUCGUGGGGAUUUCAAUCAAUGGCAGGCCGACAGGAGGAGCAGUCGGCAUCCCCUUCCUCAGUGGCAUGGAAGGGGUUCACGUCGUGUACGGGCUGGUAGGAGCAGGGGUUGCCAAUGUCCCCCCACCAUGUAUGGAGAGGAAGGAGCAAGCUGGGGUCGUCCUGGCAGCCUCUCCCUCCGGCAAGGAGCAGGCUGUUCUUGAUGCUCGUCAGCUCUUGGCACCGAGCAAGCUGAUAACGCCAGGAGGAGUCGGGAACAAGAUCCUUUCUGUUCUGCGAGGAGACGCCGACUGUGCGCUGAUGCAUCUUCAAACAAACCUGUGGGACACCUGUGCUACAGAAGCGCUGAUUCGUGCAGCCGGAGGGAAGGUUUCUGAUAUGUUCGGGCAAGACAUCGAUCACUCAAGAAACGCGCGGACGAUGAAUGUCCUGGGCGUGUUUGCAACUUCUGCUCUGUUUCAAGAAAGGGAUGCGAAGAAGCGAUCUCAUGACGAGGUCUGUGCUGAAUGGAGGGAAGCAGGGAUACUGAAAUCCCUCCGCGCGUAG
Molecule: messenger RNA, 4242 nt
Organism: Guillardia theta CCMP2712
Lineage: Eukaryota; Cryptophyceae; Pyrenomonadales; Geminigeraceae
Exons: 31
Coding region: 1-4242 (1413 amino acids)
Source: RefSeq, a predicted model, not a curated record